Messenger RNA from Oncorhynchus gorbuscha (pink salmon), 1818 nucleotides. Its product is annotated as serine/threonine-protein kinase LMTK2-like. The transcript has 7 exons. NCBI's taxonomy places the organism in Eukaryota, Metazoa, Chordata, Actinopteri, Salmoniformes, Salmonidae. Gene Ontology annotation, molecular function: protein kinase activity. Bases 616 to 1302 code for a protein of 228 amino acids. The record is from RefSeq and is a predicted model, not a curated record. Gene Ontology annotation, biological process: protein phosphorylation.
UUGAAUUAGUAGGUGUUCUAAAACUUUUGACCAGUAGUGUAUGUAUUUAUAUUCAGGUCUCUGGUCAGGAAGCUAAUUUCCUGCAAUUAUAUCCAUUAUGUCAUGGGGUUUUGUUCUGUGUACUUAAAUACUGUAUUCUCAACAUAGCUCAUUCUAAUAUAUCUACUGAUAUACAUUUCAUUCUUAGUAUAUAUUGUGUAAAUGCAUCUGGUGUGAAUAUGUACAGAUUACACUUGGAAUGCUGUUAAUUAGAUUCGAUCUGACAUUUCUUGACUUCGUGUAGUAUUUUGUUAUUUAUUAUUUGGUAUUUUUCAUUUUACUGCAGUGUUAGUAGCUAGUAACAUAAGCACUUCGCUCUGCUCAACUGUGUACGCGACCAAUAACCUUUGAUUUGUGUGUGACAUGUCUUUGACAUCGACUGUCUGCUAUUAUCAACAGAACCACUAGAGGGCAGUCCUGCCCGCAUAGGCUUGUGAUUAUAUGCCGUGGUGAAAGUCUUAAAAAUAAGACUCGGUUCUGGAUUACUGAUCCGCUGAUCUGACCAUUUGCUGUAGAAUGGGACCCUCAAACCACAAGACUUCACUUAAGAGGCUGAGUUAGCUGUCCUGUCUUUGGAUGGACCCUCAUCUUAUUGGCUACCCAUUAUUGGCCACCCGAAUGGGUGUGGUCGUAGUGGAGGAAACUGAUGAGAGCGACCAAUGGUAUGAAGACUUCCAGUGUUGGCUCUCCUCAGGUGAGAGGGGCCCCCAGUCCAGCCCCAUCACCCCCCACCGCAACCCUGUGACCCCUCAGCCCAGCCCUGUGUCAUCAGAAGGGGACGAACCUGGACAAGGGAGGAAGGUGUCUUUCUUUGAUGAUGUCACUGUCUAUGUGUUUGAUCAGGAGAGUCCCACCAGGGAGCUACAAAGUCACUGGCCAGAGACCAACAGCAAAGAGACCAAGGGUCAAUCUCCAAUACCAAUUUACAGACACACACCUGAGACCAAUGAUCAAUCCCCAAUCCCGCCCUGCAGCUAUGUCAACCAUCUACCUCACAUGGCAACCUCAGGGGUCUGCUUAAAGGACAAUGGUCAUGGUUUAGAAUGGGAGGAUGACUUCUCCUUCUUGGACAGCUCCCUCAAAACCAAGAUGGCCGAUCACCAUCUAAUAAUAUCAGAAUCCAGUAUAUUUUCCGCAUCCCCCCACCAGACCUCCACAUCCUCACACCAGAGGUGGAGUUGUCCAUCCACCCAUACCUGCUCACAGUUGAGACCUUCUAGUCUGGUCCUCACCCACGUCACUGAUGCUGACCUGGAGCAGUAAGCCCAGUAUCCGUCACUGGGGAUGAGGAGAUGGAGGCCUAACAGCGUGUUUGCUGAAGGAAGACAAUGUGAUGGAAGACAAAUCUCCAGAUAAACAGAAGAACAGAAGAGCUCAACAGUGGGACCUUGCUGUUUCACCACUAGUAAACACUACACAUACUCCCUUUACAUUCUAUGGGCCUGACUAAGGGUCCAACUGCAGGGUUGAUAAACCAUCCCUUUUCAGGCUACUGUACCACCAAGAGUCAGUUGUUUACCUUUCAGGGCUGUGCCUGUCUCCCAAUAAGGAUUAGCCUACAAUAACAGAGGGCUCUGAUGAUCAGAACAUAGCAAUGGUGACCUGAUAAUCCUACAUUGAAUAAAUGGGUUCCAACAAAUGGGAAUCUCUUGAUUCACUCGUAAAGUAUUUGACAGCCUGCAUAUUUCAAAUGUAAGAACAUUUUCAUCAGGUUUUUCAUCAGCUAACUACUGUACUGAUAAGAGCUUGAUGUUGAAAAUAAAACAUUUCUGCAGUCUU